AUGGUGCACUUGCGCGAGUGUCCCCUGCGGUUGGAGAAGAGCUUCAUCUUGGAUGGUGUGGCGGUGAGCACCAUUGCCAGCACCUAUGAACGCUUGAAGCCCAAGCUCUGGUCCGCGAUUCCGCCUUACAAUGCGCAGCAGGACUACCACACCCGGCGGUAUUUCAGGAGCCAGGCGGUUCCGCCCAUUCUGCAGAAAACUGAUCAGGAUCAUGGAGGUACAGGAAGGGACGGCUGGAUAGUGGAUUAUUUUCACAUCUUCGGGCAAGGACAGAGAUACCUCAACAGGAGAAACUGGGCAGGGGCAGGGCAUUCCCUCCAGCAGGUGACUGGGCAUGACCACUACAAUGCCAAUUUGAAAACGAACAUGGGGUUCAAUGGUCGGUUUGGCUAUCGCAGGAACACCCCAGCCCUCCGCCAGCGCUCAUCUGUCUUUGGAGAGGUCACCCGAUUCCCUCUUUUCUAA
This is a messenger RNA of Molossus molossus (Pallas's mastiff bat), 465 nucleotides long. RefSeq names its product chromosome unknown C17orf98 homolog (gene SPMAP1). The transcript has 3 exons. The record is from RefSeq and is a predicted model, not a curated record. Bases 1 to 465 code for a protein of 154 amino acids. NCBI's taxonomy places the organism in Eukaryota, Metazoa, Chordata, Mammalia, Chiroptera, Molossidae.